CAGGCAAUGUAUUAUGCUCACUGUGCAUGGUCGUGCUUGCUGGGUGUAUUUACUAACACAUCCUAUUUAAACUGAACACAAAAAGAAACAUUUGCCAAGGGAGCAAUGGCGUGCGGGCGAUGGAGGGCGUACCUGGUGGUUUUGGGAGGUCUGAUGGUUCAUCUCACCCUUGGCACCGUGUUUUCCUUCGGUAACUUGACACCGUACAUGACGUCAUACUUACGUAACAACACAACCAGCCUCGACAUCGACUACGGCGACAGUGUGUGGAUCUACGCCUGCUGCCUGAUGGGACAAGGAACAGCCAUCUUUCUUGGAGGAAUCAUCAGCCGAACCCUGGGCUUGAAACUCACCGUGCUGUUGGGGUCCUGGUUCAUGAGUGUUGGCGUCAUCCUCACGUACUUCACGGUGCAACAUUCCUACAUCGCCGUCAUCUUCACGUACGGCGUCAUGAACGGACUUGGAUGCGGAAUUGCCUAUUCGCUGCCAAUGGGAUGUGCCAUGAAGUGGAUGCCGGAACGGAAGGGUCUAGCUGGGGGUCUGGUGGUGGCAGGGUUUGGGGGAGGAGCGUUCAUCUUUAACCUGAUCCAGACAGCCUUCAUCAACCCAGACAAUCUGUCACCGGAUGUCAAGGUCAACGGCGAACACUACUUCAGUCAGCCGGAGCUGCUACAGAGGGUACCCUGGGUGUUCGUGCUGACAGGGGGAAUAUACGCCACCAUGCAGCUGGUGGGCGUCCUCCUCAUCGCUGACCCCCCGUCACAGGAGGGAGUCAAAACUUUGUCUGAUUCUGGACUCGACAACAGCAACAACGUCGCCAUGAGCGACAUCACAUCCAACAACGGCAACAAUGAUGACAGAGAUGUCACGACUGUGAAUAACAAAGAAGGAAGUAGUGUCGAUGACAGUCUGAGUCCCCUGCAGGUCUUGAAGACUCGGGCGUUCUACACUCUGUGGACGUGUUUCCUGCUCAACGGUCAGGGUGUGGUAUUCCUGUCGUCACUCUAUAAGGCUUACGGCCAAACAUUCAUCGAAAAUGAUGUGUUCCUGGCAGUGUCUGGAGCCUUCGCGGCGGUCUUCAACUUCUCAGGACGGAUGUUCUGGGGCUUCAUUGCAGACCGGUAUUCUUUCAAGAUUGCCAUGAUGUGUUUGUGCACGUCAUUCUUAUGCCUGAUCAUCACAUUCAACUCCACCCGUCUGGGAAAGGAGCCCAUGUACUUCAUCUACGUGUGUCUCCUUUUCGGGACAUUGGCGGGGAACUACUCCCUCUUUUCGGUCGCUGCGGCCAGAUCGUUCGGGGAGAAGCACUACCCCAUCAACUUUGGACUCAUCUUCACAUCUCAGACCAUCACAGCACCACUGGGGGCAGUCUUGGCGUCUCAGCUCAAGGCACAGAUUGGCUGGUUUGGAAUGUUUAGCUUGAUUGCAGCCUUUUCCUUCUUGAGUUUGCUUCUCAUCUCAACCUUCAAUGUCAAGAACAGUAAAGUCCAACAGAUAGUCACCUGCUCAACGAUGUAACUCUGGAACAAUAUUACUACGCGCCCAUCAUAUACUUGGAUCUGUGUCAGCAUGGACACGUGCACGUGCUGAGCCUGGUCUGUUUCUGUCAUGUACCACCUGGAUGGAAAGAUGGACAAUCUAACAGUCUCAUAAAUCAAGAUGUUUGGUGCACGGCUAUGACUAUGACAUUAUUUUUUUAUGAUUUAUGAGAUUUAUAAAAAUAGUUUGCCUUGUCGA
Haliotis rubra (blacklip abalone) is the source of this 1737-nucleotide messenger RNA. RefSeq lists its product as uncharacterized. Gene Ontology annotation, molecular function: transmembrane transporter activity. The record is from RefSeq and is a predicted model, not a curated record. The coding region runs from base 106 to 1518 and encodes 470 amino acids. NCBI's taxonomy places the organism in Eukaryota, Metazoa, Mollusca, Gastropoda, Lepetellida, Haliotidae. The transcript is spliced from 12 exons. Gene Ontology annotation, biological process: transmembrane transport.